This is a messenger RNA of Insectozyma verbasci, 528 nucleotides long. The record is from the annotation of a GenBank genome assembly. Lineage: Eukaryota; Fungi; Ascomycota; Pichiomycetes; Serinales; Debaryomycetaceae.
AUGGUUUCUACUAAAACAGGUUUACCAAAACAUUGGACUAUUAAAGUAUCAAAGACGCAUAAUAAAGAAUAUUAUUUCAAUCAAAAGACAAAAGAAAGUUCGUGGACUCCACCUGAUAAUACAAAUCAAGAUGAAUUAGCUGAAUAUAUUAAAAAUUUUAAAAAUAAUCAAUACAAACCAGUUAUAAAUGAAGGUAAAAUAAGAGUUAAUCAUUUAUUAAUUAAAAAUAUAACUUCAAGAAAACCGAAAAGUUGGAAAAAUCCUGAUAUAACUUUGUCAAGAGACGAUGCUAUAAUUAUUUUAAAAAAACAUUUAAAUAAAAUAUUACAAGAUAAUGUUGAAUUUAGUGAAUUAGCUAAAGAAGAAAGCGAUUGUUCAUCACAUCAGAAAGGUGGUGAUUUAGGUUAUUUUUCAAAAGGUCAAAUGCAACCAAGCUUCGAACAAGCUGCUUUUAAUUUACAUGUCGGUGAAAUUAGUGAUAUAAUUGAAUCAGAUUCUGGUGUACAUAUAAUUGAAAGAACUGGAUAA